GAGCUUAUUUAAAGGGCUGCCUCUCUCUCACUGGGCGAUCGACACCGGCUCAGCAUCAUCAGCUUACCGCCUGCUGCUGCUGCUUCCAGGGAAUAAACUCUGAACAGUCUGAACAGUUUUCCUCAGAGGCGUCUGCUGAAGAAACACUCAUAAACUGAGGUCAGUCUGUGUUUCAAGUGCAGAAAUGUCUCUGCUGUCUGCCCUGCUGCCUCUGACAGGCCUUCUCCUCCUGAUCUCUUCAACGUUUGGGUCAGAAUCCAGCGUGCUGCACCCAGUGACCUGUGCAACCCGUGGAGCCGACCUGGCGGAGGACGGCGUGGUGGUUUUAUGUCCUAAAGACUGCACCCAGUGGAGGGUGUCAGUGUUUGGGACGGGAGUUUACGCCUCCGUCUCCUCGGUGUGUGGAGCUGCUGUGCACAGGGGGGUGCUGGGUCCGUCCGGAGGUCCCGUCAAGGUUCACAAACUGCACGGACGACACAACUACAUCAGCUCCUACGCCCACGGGAUCCAGUCCCAGGCCCUGUCCCAGUGGGGCGCCUCCUUCAGCCUCACCAAGCCUGUUGUUAAUCCAUUGGAGUUGACCAGUGAGACCAGUACCACAGCUCUGCCUGCAGCACAACCAGAAAAACCUGCAAAAAAACCACUGAAGAAGCCCAUAGUGAAGAAAGUUCCUGUAGGAGAAAAUAAAGACUGUCAGAUGGACAUCGCCAUGGUGAUUGACAGCAGCAACAACAUCGGGCGGCGAAGGUUCAGCCUGCAGAAGAACUUUGUCUCCAAACUGGUCGCUACGCUGAGAGUGGGACCAACAGGACCACACAUAGGCCUGAUACAGGCCAGUGAUUCUCCCAGGACAGAGUUCCUACUGACCAACUACACUCAGCCUAAAGACCUGCUGUUUGCCAUCAGGGAGCUGGCCUACGUGGGAGGAGACACCAACACAGGUAAAGCCAUCAUGCACACAGCAGAGACCUUCUUCGUCCAGGAGAGGGGGGGGAGGCGGGGACACCCCCGGGUGAUGGUGGUGCUGGUCGACGGGUGGCCGUCCGACGACCUGGAGCAGGCGGGUAAGUUCGCCCGAGACUCCGGCAUCAACGUCUUCCUGGUGUCUGUGGCCAAACCGGCGCCUGAUGAGCUCCCCAUGGUGCGAGACAAGGACUUCAUGAAGAAGGCGGUGUGUAAAGAUAACGGCUUCUUCAACUAUAUGAUCCCCAGCUGGUUCAGCACCACCAAACACAUCAAAACUCUCAGUCAGAGACUCUGUUCGCUGGACGGCCUGCUCUGCAGUAAAACCUGCUACAACUCAGUCAACAUCGGUUUCCUGAUUGACGGAUCGUCCAGCGUCGGGGAGGCAAACUUCCAGCUGGUCCUGGACUUCCUGGCUGGGAUCGCCAACGGCUUCGACAUCUCAGACGUGGGAGCUCACAUCGGUGCGGUGCAGUUCACCUACGACCAGAGGCUGGAGUUUGGCCUGUUUGACCACUCCAAGAAAGAGGACGCCCUCAACGCCGUGAAGAGGAUCCCCUACAUGAGCGGAGGAACGGCCACAGGAGCAGCCAUCUUGUACACCGCAGAGAAGCUGUUCAAGCGGGCGGGACCAGGCCGCAACUUCCUCGUCCUAGUGACAGACGGCCAGUCGUACGAUGAUGUAGGAAAUCCGGCGCUGAUCGUACAGAAACAAGGCAUCACCAUCUACUCCGUGGGCGUGGCCUGGGCCCCGAUGGAGGACCUCAAAGUGAUGGCAUCGGAGCCGAAGGACAGCCACACCUUCUUCACCAGAGAGUUCACCGGCCUCGCCGAUCUGGUCCCUCUGCUGGUCCGUGGCAUCUGCAGAGACUUCACUGAGAAAAACUAAGAACACACGCACACACACACACACACACACACACAUUUACACAUUUGUACUUCUGCACUUGUGAUGACAACAUUAACUCUAACCUCAUCAAACCCUUAAACAAAGUCUGACAAACGUCCUCACAAAGAUAGAAGUACACAUAUGUAUUUCUAUCUUUGUUAGGUCUAACAUACACUGCAGAGCCUGUAAACCUAAAACUGUAACUCUGAAAUAGCCGUUUCAAGAAUGUCCUCACUUUGCAUGUAGAAAAACAGGUCCUCACAAAUACACAAGAGAAAGGUCUUGUCCUUGUAUAUUUGUGAGGACCUUCACUGACAUACUUUGCCCAACACCUGAACCUAAAAGCAAAUGUUAAAGCUUUGAAGAAAUGAGAACCAGACCAAUGUCCCCAUUAUGUAAAAUGUCCUCACUAAGACAGAGGUACAGCAGCACACACAUGCACACACUGUAUAUAUGCUACACACAUAUACCCACUGAUACUGAUACGUACGUAUGAACACACAUGUACAUAAACAGGCUCACAACAUAGAAAGAUCCUCUUAUACACCAAAAAUAUUUUUUCUAUUUAAUGAAGGAGACAUUGGAAAAUCACCAAACACCAUCAUCAUCAUCACCAUCAUCAUCAUUAACAGCAGAAACCAGAAUCAUUCACUCCUCACUGUACAGUCCAAUGGAAGUGUGUUUUUAACAGAUCAAAAAUUACUAAAACUGUUAUUUAAUUAGUGGUUGCACAACCUGUAAUUAAAUCACUGAUAUCACAUUAACUAAAUUAAUGUCACUGAUUUUAAGUUAAGUUUAAAUAACAUUUUAGACAGAUCCUAACUAUAAAAUGAAACCAAGCUGAAUCCUUUAAUGAACCCGCAGAUUAAAUAAAUAAAGAAAUCCAUACCUUCUAAUUACAAAAUAAAUCAACUUUGUGAUUCUUUACUCACAAUUAUAAGGUACUUAAUUAAACUUUAACCAUGAAAAUCCCAUAAUUAUAAGAUUUGUAUCUCAUUAUGAUGAGAUCUGUGACUCUUAACUAUAAGAAAACUAUUUCAUGAUGAUGUGAUCUGGAUCUCAUAAUUACAAAAUAAAAACAACAUAUUUUAUACAUCGGUAUUCUUGAAAUUAUGACUUAUGUAUUUAAUAUGUAAUUAUGAGAUCUGCAUCUCAUGAUUCUGUGAUAAAAAAGGGUAAUUAUGAAAUAGUUUUCUAGUUAUUGUGACAUAUGUACGUCAAAAUUCAGAGGCAAAUAUUUCAUAAUUAUGAAAUCUGUGUCGUGUAACUGAAUAGUUUUCUUGUAAUUAUUAAUAUGGACCUUGUGUAUCUAACAUCAUCCAUGAUUACAACAUCUUUACAUCAUGACAUCUUUACCUUGGAAGUUAUAAUGACAACAUCUGAAUCUUAUAAUGAAGAGAUUUGUUAAUAAUUUAAAGUCAUUAUUAAGAAAAACAGCUCUGACAAAACAAAUUUUAAUUAAAGUUUCUUUAAACCAAGAUUGCAAAAUUUAUUCUGAUGAUCUAUGUGACUCUCAUAUAGACUUGUUUUUAACAUCAACACACUAUCUGAGUGAACAGUGAAGGAGUGAAUGAUUCAGACUCACAGGAUUAAACAGCUCUCAUGACUAACGCCUGAUGUUUAUCUUGAAAAGCUUAACGUGUUUGCUUAUCAGGGACGAAGGUUUUCGUCUCUUUGCUGGACGUUUUGAGAAAUCCUCUCGUUUGUGUCUUUGUCUGUCCUUCUUAUCUGACUCUGGAGAAGACGCAGAACGAGACGGAUUCCUUAAAACUUAUCCUUUAGUUUUUUAAUUGUAAUUUGUUUAUGUACACAGACUGAGCUAAAAAUCACUUUUAUUUCAGUGUUUUUCAGAUUGUUUCCUGAAUUAUCUUCAGACAAAAACAAUCCUCAGCUUUAAACUAGAGCAUGGAGGUAUAUUCCUGAACUCUGGAACAUUUAUCUGUCACAACACUCAAGGCUUACUCACUAGCUUUUCCCAGAGCUUUCAAGUGUUUGUGGCCUUCUUCAGCAGGUGCUAUCCCCUCACCUGAGUGAGGCAGUUUGGUCAUAUGAUCUAGUGAGUAAAACCUGAGUUAUGACAGAAGCUUUAACCUAAUCUGUAAUAAUAAAAACACACUGCCACUUCUUUAAUCUAUUUCUAUUUGUAUUUUAUAUCAUAAAAAACCAGAUGACUUUUUCAGAGUAACAUCUCUCCCUCUCUGGUCUAAGAUUUAAGCUCCAUCCCUGUCGAUGUUGUAAUUAUCCUGAUGUACAUUUGCCAAACCUGUAGAUUUCUGUAUUUUUCUUAAACUCUACUCUAUGAUCUUUUUUUUAAUUUUUAUUUUUUACAAGGACAGAGCCACAGCACGAUGUCAACAGAAACACAGACUGACGUUGAAAUACCAAUUUAAAUCUUCAGUCUGUUCAGUCAGUGCACAGAGGGAAUCAAUUUAUUUUUGUUAUAUAGACUUGAAUAAAAUGUGCCAAAUCUGUCCAUCACGAUGUUCCAUUUUUAUAUCCAAAUUAAUCAAAACAAAAAAUAAUAAAAUAUUCUUCUUAGACAUCUGCAGAGCUCUGUAUGUGUCAUGGAGGAAAAACAACAAAUUAAUGAUCAAUAAUCAGAAAUUAGUAAAUUUGUGUCCACAUAUUGAUAAAGCAUAGUGUUAAAUGCUGUUGUUGACAUUUGAACUUGUUUUAAGGGUUGCAGAAUCCAAAGUAUAUCUGUGUAUCUGUCCAAAAUCAAAUCUAUAACUGCAUUAAAUCCAAGCUGCUCAUUGAAAAGUGACAGCAACAGUUACGAAGUGCUUUUGUUAAAAAGAUGCGAUGGACAGUAUGAAAAUUACACAAUAAAUCAUAAAACCUAAUAAAAUAUCAGAUUUAACAAAGAAAAUCAUAUUGUUCAGUAGAUUCUGUAUAAAAUAAUUAAAGUCUGUUAAAAGCCACUUUAAAAAUGUGUGUUAUAGCUGAUGUUUAAAAGAAAAUACAGAUUUAAAUCAACAAACUAAUCAAUCUGCCACUUAUUAUUGCAGCAGUAGGAACUGAUCUGUCAGGUUGCUGUUUCUACUCUGAUCAGUUACAGAGGAACACAAUAAACAGUGACAGUCAGAUCUGAUCUAAAUGAGCCACUUCACUUACUGCAGCUUAUUUUUGAUUUUGGACAGAAACAUGUGGAUAAAUUUUAAAUUCAGUCUGAAAAAUGUUGUCUUGAACUGAUGUCCCUUAAACACGAGCUCUAAUGUCAGCUACUGUUUAAUGUUAUGUUCCUUUCAUUUGACUGAACAGUUAAUGAAUAAAUUCAGAUAAAUAUUUCUCCCUGACACAGCCAGGAUCCACAGAGAUUGGUCUAUAAACUGUUUUUUAAUUUUGGAAAAGAGCUUAAAUUAUGACCAUGUAAGUAAGUUUUCUGAAUGUGAGCCUGAACGAUACAGAAUAUUUAGUUAAAAAGGCUAAAAUGACCUUCAUGGUUCAUCUAAUCUGUGAUGUUUGCAGGAGAAAUCAGAUUCUUUGUCUCUGUGUAAAUGAAACCUCUGAUGGGAUUUUGGUGUUAAAUGACAAUUCUGUCCUUUUUCUGUAUUUAUUACCUGUUUUUCUUGUGUUUCCCAAUAAAAAAUAGUUAUUUUUA
Molecule: messenger RNA, 5453 nt
Organism: Lates calcarifer (barramundi perch)
Lineage: Eukaryota; Metazoa; Chordata; Actinopteri; Centropomidae
Gene: coch
Product: coagulation factor C homolog, cochlin (Limulus polyphemus)
Exons: 15
Coding region: 185-1852 (555 amino acids)
Source: RefSeq, a predicted model, not a curated record